Molecule: messenger RNA, 2159 nt
Organism: Oxyura jamaicensis (ruddy duck)
Lineage: Eukaryota; Metazoa; Chordata; Aves; Anseriformes; Anatidae
Gene: SLC25A1
Product: solute carrier family 25 member 1
Exons: 9
Coding region: 70-1002 (310 amino acids)
Biological process (GO): mitochondrial citrate transmembrane transport
Source: RefSeq, a predicted model, not a curated record
GCGGGCGAGGCCCUAAAACCCGGCCCCGGCCGCCGCCGGGCAGCGCAGGAGCCGCGGAGCAGCGCGGCCAUGCCCGCCCCCACCGCGCACCGCAGCCUGGCCGCUGCCGCCCCCGCCGGCAAGGCCAAGCUCACGCACCCCGGCAAGGCCAUCCUGGCGGGUGGUCUCGCCGGAGGGAUCGAGAUCUGCAUUACAUUCCCCACCGAAUAUGUGAAGACGCAGCUGCAGCUGGACGAGAAGGCCAACCCGCCCCGCUACAAGGGCAUCGGGGACUGCGUGAAGCAGACCGUCCGUGACCAUGGCAUCCGGGGGCUGUACCGGGGCCUCAGCUCGCUUGUGUACGGCUCCAUCCCCAAGGCCGCCGUGAGGUUUGGCAUGUUCGAGUUCCUCAGCAACCAGAUGAGAGACGAGAAGGGCCGGCUGGACAGCACGCGGGGCCUCGUCUGCGGGCUGGGCGCCGGCGUGGCCGAGGCAGUGGUGGUGGUGUGCCCCAUGGAGACCAUCAAGGUGAAGUUUAUCCAUGACCAGUGCUCCCCCAAGCCGAAAUACCGCGGCUUCUUCCAUGGCGUCAGGGAGAUCGUUCGGGAACAGGGGCUGAAGGGGACCUACCAGGGCUUAACCGCAACCGUCCUCAAGCAAGGAUCCAACCAGGCCAUCCGCUUCUUUGUCAUGACAUCCCUCAAGAACUGGUACAAAGGGGAUGAUCCCAACAAAGUCAUCAACCCCUUCGUCACAGGGGUGUUCGGAGCCCUCGCAGGAGCUGCGAGCGUCUUCGGCAACACCCCCUUGGACGUGGUGAAGACCAGGAUGCAGGGGCUGGAAGCGCACAAGUACAAGAGCACCUGGGACUGCGCCUACCAGAUCAUGAAAUACGAGGGACCCCUGGCGUUCUACAAGGGCACGGUGCCUCGCCUGGGCCGCGUCUGCCUCGACGUGGCCAUCGUCUUUGUCAUCUAUGACGAGGUGGUCAAGUUCCUCAACAAGGUGUGGAAAACAGACUGAGCAGCGCGGGCUGGGGCGGCCGCGCGCCUCCGCCGCCACCACGAGGCUGCAGCUGGAGAGCGAUGACCAAGGCCGGAGCUGCCGCCGCCGCCAAGGGCCCAAGUCUCCCACACGUGUCUGCGGGCCGGGAUCACCACCCGGCCCUCCUGUCCCCCCCCUCCGCCAUCCCGGCAGCCUUUAUUUAUAGGAACAAGCUGUGGAGCAGUUUAAAUUAUUAGUUGUGCACGAGCAUGGCCGGGGAGGCGGGGGCAGCUGUCCCCCCGUGCCCCAGGCUGUGCCCGCCCGGAGGACGGUGGCGUUGUGUCCCAGGGGGAUGCACCAGCCCCAUUCCCCGGUUGGGAUGAGCCUGGUGCUGCCUCCUCGCAGCCCCUGGUUCUGCACCCCGCAGCACCCCGGCAGCCAGCAGCUGCAGCCCCUCAAGCUGCUGGCUGCUUGGGGCUGCUGAGAGCCGUGCACGUGCAAUGCCCCAGCGCUGCCCUUGGGAUGCGCCGGGCUCCCAGGCUGCUGGGGGUGCAGCACCUCACCCCAAGUACCCCUCACCCUGGGGUGCUGAGCAGGCACCACCCAAAGUCGCCCAGGCCCUUAAUUUCUUUACCUGGGGGCCAGGACCGGGGCGAGCCGGGUGCCCCCUCCACUUGCGGUUUACAGUUGAGACGCGUGCGAGAGACGGGGCGAGGAGGCGCAGCCCCCGUCUCAGACUUGGCCCCUUGGCACAUCCCCUCAGCCAGGGGCGACCUCCGAUGCAAAACCCUUCUUCCACAUUCCCCCCCUGCCCUCCCGCCGCCUCGCGUUCCGCUCCCCGAGGCGGCCCCGUAGGUGACCCCGUAGCUUUCGGAGCUUCACCCCGACCCGCUGCUAACACCCGCGCCGCAGCCUUGCCCUGCCCCGCGCCGGGGCUCGGCCCCUCCGCGAUCGUGCCAAAACUUUCCCCCAGGGGAGCGGGCGCGGGGCUCGAGCUGCCCUCCCCUCGUGCUGUCAGCACCGAGCACAGCCUUAACACUAGCGCGGGAGGGCCAAGGAGGAAAGAGGAAAGCCUGGGAGCGAUUCCCCUGGGGCUUUCUGCUUUGAAGCCAGUGAGUUGUUGUUUUUUUUAUUAUUAUUAUUAUUAUUCUGUUUUACAUUCGCAAUUUGAAUAAAAUCAGUCUGGCUUUAGCGGC